AUGAUUUCAUUUGAUGAGAUUUUCGAAUUUCUCCGGGAAGCAGAAAUAACAUGCGAUAAUUUUAAUGAACAAAGAGAAGAACAGGAAAAGAUAAUCCUCUUUUUGAACGAACUAAAGUCGUACAUUGCUGAUUUUUCCAUAUCUCUUAAGCAAAAUGUAAAUUCAUAUGAAGACGUAACUGAGAUUGAUAUUUUGAAGAAAAUUAUUACAAAAAAGGAAAGUUUAGAACAUGUCAUUCGGAAGGAAAUAGAUAAUUAUGUUCCUACAAACAUUUUGAAAAAUAAUAUCUCCAUUUCUUCUGCAUACUUUAAAGAAUAUUACACAUUUCCUGAUCCUAUUAAUACUAAUUUAAGAUCUAUCUCAGAAGAGCAAUCAUUAAAUGAAAUAUCCCCUGGGUUAAAUGUUGUUAAAUCGAUUUCGAGAGUAAAGGGGGACAUAUUAAACCAAUCGAAAGAUAUAAAUUUGGAUGUAACAUCAAAUUUACCUUCGAACUUGAACUCAGAAUGUGGUAUUAUUCUUACUAUACCUCCACUUGUUGAGGAAAAAGAAACGACAGAGGGAAGUAAAACUGAAAUAUCACGACGUAUUCAGAUUAAUGUACAAGCCGAAGAAGUGGUGCAUACAAAUCAAGAAAAAACUAAGAAUGAAAAAAUAACUACCCAAUCUUCUGGAAAAGAAGAAAUCUAUGAUGGGAUAGAAAUUUUAAAGGAAGAGGUACUAAAAGAAUGGAGCGAACAAAUAGAUGAGUAUGAUAAUUUGUUGUACGAAUAUUCUUUUGCGUAUAAAAAAAAAGAUUUGGAAAAAAAAAUCGAAACCAGAAAAAGUAUGAACAAGUCAGGUGAUGAAAAUGUCGAUGAAGAAUUAUGCCUACUUGCACAAGAAAUGAAAGAAAAUGUAUUAACAUACAGAGAAAUAAUUGUGCAGGAUAACCAAAUGUUAGAACAGUCCGCACAUAAGCAACUAACGAAUUUAGAUAAUAUAUCCCAUGUUCACAAAAAUCUAAAGCAAAUGGGGAAAAGCCAAAACAUUUCCUUUUUCAUGUCUCUCAUUAUAAUUGUCGUUUCUGUCCUACUCUUUAUGUUUACUUUUUUUAUUAUUCUGAUUUUGUAA
Molecule: messenger RNA, 1110 nt
Organism: Plasmodium gonderi
Lineage: Eukaryota; Apicomplexa; Aconoidasida; Haemosporida; Plasmodiidae
Exons: 1
Coding region: 1-1110 (369 amino acids)
Source: RefSeq, a predicted model, not a curated record